CUCGUAGUUUUUGGGUGACCACGACUUUUAAAUUUCAAGGUGACAUGAUUCUCGAUGUGUGAGUCAAGGUUUUACCUGAAGGGAGUUUAGGCUAAGAAGUCUAAACUAAAUGACAAUGAAUAUUGCUUCAGCUCGUCGUUAUGACAAAGUCUGUAAUUGCCGAUGGCAAACGAAGUUUGUGAUUUGUAUACAAUGUAUAUGCUACUCUUUAUCCUUCAUCCCUAACAUGAAUUCGUACUUCUGCAUUAUCGGAGGGUACCUCCUACCACCUUACUUUCGUCUUUGGACACUUUUUACGUCUUCGUUUUACAACUUUUCUCUCACACUUCUCUUAUUGGAUAUUCUGACUGUGUUUCUUAUGGACAAAUUACUAUCCGGUCCUUACAAAUGGCUUGAGCUGCUUCGAUUUAGUGUGUUGGUAAACUUUUCUUCUUCUGUCUCUGUUUCUUUAUUUCUUUUCCCAAUAUCUCUUAUCAUGUAUGACAAAAGUGUGCUGUUUUUAUAUCCUGUUUGCGGUCUUGUUGCACUUCUGGGUGGCGUCACUGUAUUAGGCCGCCAGAUGAUGUCAGAUAAGCUAUUGAUCGAUUUUCCUUUGGGAAAAAUACGCUAUAAACACAUACCAUUCAUAUCUGCUCUGUCCUUCGCUGUUUUAUUUAGCAUUGGGUUUUGUGCUGGCAUAUCCUUUUCUCUCUUUGUAACUGGGAUUUUUAUUGCGUGGACCUACUUGCGUUUCUUUCAAAGACACAGUAAUGGACUACUUGGCGAUGUGGAUGAUAGCUUCACGUUUGCUGGAUUUUUUCCAAAUCAUUUAGGCCCACCUGUCUCUGUAGUAUCUAGUGCAGUAUUCAACGUUCUUGUUCGGCUGAAUAUUUGUAAGCCACCACCCGUAAGACAAGUAUCAGCCUCACCUUCAGUGGUUUCAUUUACGAUAGAUAUACACAACAAUGCUUCUCAAUUGGCUAACAGGUACAUUCCAGCUCUAGACCAUGUAAAUACUGCAAGUAUUCAGUCUGCAGGAAAAUAUAUUUCGUCCAUCUAUACAAUUUCAAAUUUAUCAACUGAACAAAGUCAACCCAUACAAACAAAUGGUACACCACUGCCACCUAUACCACCUCCGAUUUCUGUUUCAAAUAAUAAUUUAUCGUGAUAUUCUCUCUCUUAACUGUGCUGUUGCACAAGAAAAUUACUGUUUUUUGGUCUGUAUUCAACUUUUCAAUUAUGAAUGCUAAUGCAGAAAAUCUAGAUGAGCUCCGUCGUCUAUAUAUAUAUAUAUAUAUAUAUAUAUAUAUAUAUAUAUAUAUAUAUAUAUAUAUAUACUUUCUGUUUUAACUUUCAGUAAAGUGUCUUGUUAUAUCUCUAUUUUAUACUUAUAUCUUGUUGAUGGCUGUGAUUUGUAUAGUCAAUAAGAAAUAGUAUACCGUAACAACUUUUCUUGUCUUACCGGUUAAUAUUUGGUACUUUC
This is a messenger RNA of Schistosoma mattheei, 1462 nucleotides long. Lineage: Eukaryota; Metazoa; Platyhelminthes; Trematoda; Strigeidida; Schistosomatidae. The record is from the annotation of a GenBank genome assembly.